Messenger RNA from Carica papaya (papaya), 1518 nucleotides. The record is from RefSeq and is a predicted model, not a curated record. NCBI's taxonomy places the organism in Eukaryota, Viridiplantae, Streptophyta, Magnoliopsida, Brassicales, Caricaceae.
AUGGCGGUCUGGUAUCUCUCGUCCCUUCUACUAUUCCUAGUACUCUCCAUCUUCACCAAGCACUUUCUGAACAAAAUCCACAACCUCCCACCAACCAUAUUUCCAUGUUUACCGAUCAUCGGCCAUCUCUAUCUCCUCAAGCAACCAAUCUACAGAACCUUCUCUCGAAUUUCCAAGCAAAACGGCCAUGUUCUUUUGCUCCGAUUUGGGUCCCGUCAAGUCCUUGUCGUCUCGUCGUCGUCAGCUGCCGAAGAGUGUUUUACCAAAAACGAUAUCUUUUUCGCCAACCGCCCUCGCUUUCUCAUCGGUAAACACUUGGCUUAUAAUUUCACCUCCAUCUCUUGGGCACCCUACGGUGAACAUUGGCGCAACCUCAGGCGGAUUGCUUCCCUCGAGCUCUUAUCAGCCACCCGCCUCCAAAUGUUGUACCACAUCCGAGCUGACGAGGUGAAGAAGAUGAUUCGCAACAUCUUGGAAAGUCAAGAUAACCUUGUUGAAUUGAGAACAUCGCUUUUCGAGUUGACGCUCAACAUGAUGAUGAGAAUGAUAGCCGGAAAACGUUACUAUGGCCAGAACGUGGAAGAUGUUAAAGAAGCAAAGAGGUAUCGUGAGUUUCAUGCAGAGACCUUUACGUUGAGUGGUUCAGCUCCUAUUGGAGAUUUCAUACCAUGGGUUAAAUCUUGGGAUCUUGAAAAGAGGAUGAUAGACUGUCAAAAAAAGAGAGAUGAGUUCAUGCAAGAUUUGAUAGAAGAGCGAAGAAGGAAGAUGAAAGCUGAUAAUUCUGAUGGAGAAAAGAAGAAGGCGAUGAUUGAUGUCCUAUUGUCGCUGCAAGAAUCAGAGCCAGAAUAUUACAGUGAUGAGAUCAUAAAAGGGUUGAUGCUAGUUCUUCUGAUGGCUGGGACUGAUACGACCAUCAAUACCAUGGAAUGGACACUGUCUCUGUUACUAAACCACCCAGAAGAGCUUAAACGUGCUCAAAUGGAAAUAGAUAAUCACAUACCAGAGGGUUGUCUUCUUCAAGAAUCGGACUUGCCUCACCUUCCAUAUCUUCGCUGCAUCAUAAAUGAAGCAAUGCGUAUGUGCCCAGCAGUCCCCGUGUUAGUACCUCAUGAAUCAUCGGCAGAGUGCACAGUAGGCGGAUUUCGCAUUCCAGCUGGGACGACAUUAAUGGUAAAUGUGUGGGCAAUACAUCAUGAUCCUAAGAUUUGGGAAGAUCCAGAAAAAUUCAAGCCGGAGAGGUUUAGAGGGAUUUCGAAGACUGCCGGAGCUGGAGUGAAGGAUGGGUUCUUUCUGAUGCCAUUUGGGUAUGGAAGGAGAAGUUGUCCAGGUGAUGGAUUGGCUAUGAGGGUGAUAGGGUUGACUCUUGGCUCGUUAAUUCAGUGCUUUGAGUGGUCGAGGGUUGACGAUGAGAUGGUGGUUAUGACUGAAGGAGUUACCUUCACCUUGCAGAGGGCCAAGCCUCUACAAGCUAAAUGUCGUCCAAGAGCCGCCAUGGCUGACCUUCUUUCUCGAAUAUGA